Molecule: messenger RNA, 1449 nt
Organism: Dendrobium catenatum
Lineage: Eukaryota; Viridiplantae; Streptophyta; Magnoliopsida; Asparagales; Orchidaceae
Product: fructose-bisphosphate aldolase 1, cytoplasmic
Exons: 2
Coding region: 130-1206 (358 amino acids)
Biological process (GO): fructose 1,6-bisphosphate metabolic process; glycolytic process
Cellular component (GO): cytosol
Molecular function (GO): fructose-bisphosphate aldolase activity
Source: RefSeq, a predicted model, not a curated record
CUCCAUCUUUUUCGCGAACAUCGUUCGCCAUUCCCCUAUUUAAAUCGCCGAUCCCUUUGCCUUCUUCCAUACCUUGUCUUCAUAGUCUGGUUAUUAUUUUGUUUUUUCUUAACCUCAUAGAUCACGAAGAUGUCUUGCUACCGUGGGAAGUACGCCGAUGAACUGAUCAAGAACGCCGCCUACAUCGGCACCCCCGGCAAAGGAAUCCUCGCCGCGGAUGAAUCGACCGGCACAAUCGGGAAACGCCUUUCUAGCAUCAACGUAGAGAACGUGGAAGAAAACCGCCGCGCCCUCCGUGAGCUCCUCUUCUGCACUCCAGGCGCCCUCCAGUACCUAAGCGGUGUCAUCCUCUUCGAAGAAACCCUCUACCAAAAAACCGCCGACGGCAAGCCCUUCGUUGACGUCCUCAACGAAGGCGGCGUUCUCCCCGGCAUCAAGGUCGAUAAAGGCACCAUCGAGCUUGCCGGCACCAAGGGCGAGACCACCACUCAGGGUCACGAUGACCUCGGCAAGCGCUGCGCCAAAUACUACGAAGCCGGCGCCCGCUUUGCCAAAUGGCGAUCCGUUCUCAAUAUCGGACCCAACGAGCCAUCUCAACUCUCCAUCGACGCGAACGCAAAUGGCCUCGCACGCUACGCCAUUAUCUGCCAGGAGAACGGCCUCGUCCCCAUCGUAGAACCGGAGAUCCUCGUCGACGGCUCUCACGACAUCAACCGCUGCGCCGAGGUUACCGAGAGGGUGCUCGCCGCGUGCUACAAGGCGCUCAACGACCACCAUGUACUUCUCGAGGGGACCCUUCUCAAGCCCAACAUGGUGACCCCAGGUUCCGAUGCAGCCAAGGUUUCGCCGAAGGUGGUGGCGGAACACACUGUGAGAGCACUGCAGAGGACGGUGCCGGCGGCGGUUCCGGCGAUUGUUUUUCUCUCCGGCGGGCAGAGCGAGGAGGAGGCGACGCUUAAUCUGAAUGCGAUGAAUCAGCUCAGCGGGAAGAAGCCCUGGAGUCUGUCUUUCUCGUUUGGACGCGCACUGCAGCAGAGCACGCUCAAGGCUUGGGCUGGGAAGGUGGAGAAUGUGGAGAAGGCGAGGGCGUCGUUCCUGGUUCGAUGCAAGGCCAACUCGGAGGCGACGCUGGGGACUUACAAGGGUGAUGCUAGCCUGUCCGAGGGGGCAUCGGAGAGCCUUCAUGUCAAGGGAUACAAAUACUGAGUUGCUGUCUUCCUUCUUUGGUUUCCAUUGCUGCUGUUGUUUUUUUGUUUUGAUGAUGGUGAUUUGGUCUGAGAUCAUUGAUGAAUUCUACUUUUCUGGUCUGCUUCAGUUUUCUGAUUCCGUCAUAGUAAUAUCUGGGAGGUAAAUCAUGAGGAUUUUCUUUUGGGUUUUCUUGUUUCAUGUUUAAUUUGACUCGUUCGUGUUUAAAUUUUUGAAGGAAUUUCUUCCUGUUUUAUUGUUAAA